AUGGUACCUAAAAAAGGUCUAUGGGGGGCUGCUCUCUCUAAACUACGAAAAGCGCAAACACAAGCACCUGCACGUGAGCCAGAGAUCCCCCCUACCCAGCCUGUCUAUCCUCGUUUCCAGCCUGUAUCAAACAAUUCCACUUAUUCUGAAUUCAUGUUCCCUCCUACUCCUCUCCCAUCUGUCCCUAUGGCGUCUGAUUCCAACCUUGACCCUCUGGCAAUGGCUUCGACUAUUUCCCAGGGUCGCCUGAAUGCUCUGAAAUCGGGACAGGACUUGGAUUUGUUUUUCCAACGGGGUAAGGACUGUAUUGAUGCUUAUGCCCAGGCCACCAAGGCCAAGAUGGAGAAUGCAUGUGCCCGCGUCAAAGAUGGAGAAGACCCUCCAUAUGAAGAGAUCGAACAGAUGAAGGAACGCUUCUUUAAUUACUGCCAGUCAAUUGUGAACGAAGCACUGUCCAUGAUCUCUGCUGCUGCCAACCAGCACUCACGGCGGGAAGUUUCCAGCAAUUCCACCAUGCCUUCCAUCGUUUCGUCAAACUCAACCGCGACUGGGUCUGGACCGAAAACGCCCUUGGAAUUUGGCUCAUUCGCUGAGAGAUCAGGAUUUUCUGAGGCAUUGCUUGCUGCUAGCGGCCAAAACCGCCUUCGUCUUUACACUGUCAGCAGCGAUGACUGGGUCAUGGUCCCAUCUAUGCCUUCGCCGACAUCUCCAGCAAAGGUUGUGGCCCCCGAGAACAUGGACCCUGUUGAGGAAUCGAUUCAUUUCGGCGUCAUCGUGCGCAUCUUCAGCAAGUUGUACACCAUGUCAAAGAUGAUGGAGAUAAUCAUCUUGUACUACGGUGCUGAGGUCGAUAACUCCGAGACCGGUCUGCUCUACUGGAUCAAACGCAGCGAGCAAAACUUACGCACCCAGGAGAUGACUGUGAUGAUUGACACCGUUGAGAACCUCUAUUAUGCCCUCUAUGCUCGCGUUACAAUUGAGCUGGCCAGCAUUGAGCUCUGUGGUUCCUACCGAGUCGACCUUCGAGCAUUGCGAAUCGAGCUUCCGUUCCUCAUGCCAGAGGCCGAUCAUCUUUACCGCAUCAUUCUCACGUUCAAAGAAGUGCUGGACUCUCCAGCAAUCUGCGCAAUCCUUCGGAAAGAUGUCAUCGCCCACUUCCAGCAAGGAUACAUCAAUCAAGUUACAAAAACGAAAAUGCAGCAAGAGUUUCCCUUCUUUGACCCUCUCGGAUACCGCCCAUUUGCGAUGAGAACUUUCUCUUACCGACACGGAUCUUACUACGAGAAAUGGAGAGGAAUCAUUCCAUUCUUUGACGUCAUCUCACCUGAGACUAUGGCAACAAUGUCGGAGAAAUAUCUCACCAUGACCCCAGUAACUAUUCCAUCUGACGACAUUCCACUCGAGGAGCUUCCAUGGAUCUUCCCGGAGCAUGUGGGCAUGUCUGUCUGGGACACGGAUAUUGUGAGGGAUUACCGCUUGGCCGACGCUGCCAAAAUCCUGGGUACAACCAUCGGAGAAGAACGCAGAAAGGAGUCGACCCCUGCUCUUUACCACCUUAUCAGACAACGAAAGUGCAUCUGCAAGUCUAUCUGCGCGUGUGCCUUGGCGUGUACUCAGGAGGUAGAGCGCGGCUGCCCUUGUGCGGAACGACAUGUACGCAUCAUGACGACCAAGCGUGGUCUUGGAUGCAGACGAAAUGGACCUACUUUCGCCGCUACUGCUUGUACUACUGCUCGCAUGUUCUUCCAUGGUUUGGCCGAGCUCAGACGGGAUGUGACGGCUGCUGAUAUUGCCAAUGAAAUGGAUCAAUCUUUCGAAUUGUUCGCUUUGUUUAUCUCCACGGAGCGCGACAUGGCUUCCAGGGAAGACACCCAUGCAAGCUUUUAA
This is a messenger RNA of Penicillium vulpinum, 1887 nucleotides long. RefSeq lists its product as uncharacterized. The record is from RefSeq and is a predicted model, not a curated record. The transcript has 3 exons. Lineage: Eukaryota; Fungi; Ascomycota; Eurotiomycetes; Eurotiales; Aspergillaceae. The coding region runs from base 1 to 1887 and encodes 628 amino acids.